Triplophysa dalaica is the source of this 3011-nucleotide messenger RNA. RefSeq names its product RAB3A, member RAS oncogene family, b (gene rab3ab). Gene Ontology annotation, cellular component: synaptic vesicle membrane; axon; plasma membrane. Gene Ontology annotation, biological process: maintenance of presynaptic active zone structure; regulation of exocytosis; protein secretion. The record is from RefSeq and is a predicted model, not a curated record. The transcript is spliced from 5 exons. The coding region runs from base 98 to 760 and encodes 220 amino acids. Lineage: Eukaryota; Metazoa; Chordata; Actinopteri; Cypriniformes; Nemacheilidae. Gene Ontology annotation, molecular function: GTPase activity; GTP binding.
CUUUGCGUCACACGUCUUUCAAGUGACGUCAAGUUUGUCUGCAGGUGUUGGAAGAGGCGCAGUAUUGGCGUAAGUGACGCUUAAAACGGAUUUUACGAUGGCUUCAGCUACAGAUAACCGUUAUGGACAAAAGGAGUCUUCCGAUCAAAACUUUGAUUACAUGUUCAAAAUCCUGAUCAUUGGGAACAGCAGCGUCGGGAAGACGAGUUUUCUGUUUCGUUAUGCAGACGACUCUUUCACACCAGCGUUUGUAAGCACAGUGGGCAUUGACUUCAAGGUGAAAACCAUCUACAGGAAUGACAAGAGGAUAAAACUUCAGAUCUGGGACACAGCUGGGCAGGAGCGUUACAGGACCAUCACCACUGCCUACUACCGUGGAGCCAUGGGCUUCAUCCUGAUGUAUGACAUCACCAACGAGGAAUCAUUCUCUGCAGUGCAGGACUGGUCCACACAGAUUAAGACGUACUCGUGGGAUAAUGCCCAGGUUCUUCUGGUGGGCAACAAAUGUGAUAUGGAAGAUGAGAGGAUCGUGGCCUCUGAGAGGGGCCGGCAGCUUUCCGAGCACCUCGGUUUUGAAUAUUUUGAAGCCAGUGCCAAGGACAACAUCAACGUCAAACAAACCUUUGAGCGGCUGGUGGACAUAAUCUGUGAGAAGAUGUCUGAGAGUCUGGAUGCUGCUGAUCCUGCAGUGACGGGAGCCAAACAGGGACCCCAGCUCACAGAGCAGCCCGCCGCUCCGCACCAGGACUGCGCUUGCUGAAAUCAAACCCAGCUCCAUCUGCACUGCCUUGCACCAACACGAGCAACACGUUUAGGUAUUUAAAAAAGAACAAGAAACAUAAAACCCUCAAUUUCCCUUAAUGUCUGCUCUGGCCACACCCUAGCUCCUCCUAGGACUUAGCUCCUCCCCCUCAUCUCUGAACUGUAGGAAUUUUAACAUCCUAAGCUUUGAAAUAAUUUUAUUUCACCCGCAAGUCACUAUAAAAAAGCCAUAGUACCCUUUAUGGGUUUAGAAUAGGCUUGAAAUUUGAAAGGGUUUGCUAAUACUUCACGAUAUAAUUAGGCCUAAAUUUAAAAGUUUAAAAGGAAUGUGAGGUUAAAUUAGUUUAGGCCGAGAUAAGAUUGGAUUUAAGUUCAUAGCACUUCUUUUGUUUGUUUUAACAAUUGUGUCCGUGCACACAUAAUCACUGUUAUAGCCUUCAUUUCACUUCAUGUUUCAAAAUUAUUUUUUUAUUUUUUCUUAUUCUCCCUGUCCUUAAAUUAUUUAUGAACAAAUGAAGAGUUUGGUUCCGAAAUAAGAUAACUCAAACCUUUUUUUCAAAAAUCAUGUUUUUUAUUGUGCAUUCCAAUUAAUAAUAAUCAAACUGCGGUUGGUUGGUUUGUUUGUUUUGAUUUAACCCAUAAUAACUCAAAACAUACAGCUAACUUACACAAUAAAAACAUGAAAACAUAAAUAAAAGACAGGAUUUAAAAAACGGAGUUCUCAUUUUGGAACCAAACUCUUCAAAUAUAAAAGAAUUCUAGGAUAAGAUUUCUGUAUAUUUAUUCAGAUUGUGUACAUAAUACAGUGCAGUAUUUAAAUUAUACAGUUAGAGAUGCAUAUCUAAAAUGUUUUGUUAUUGAUAUCAUUUUUUUGACCAAUUUACAAAAAUAUAAAGAAAGUUAGAGUAGUCAGUUAAUGCUGUUUUCAUGGUAACUUUGCAGUGCUUGUCACAAACCUUUCUUGCUUAUUUGUAUCUGUAAAAUAUCAAUUGUUCACUGCCUUGCCUCAUGUUAUUUCAGUCCAGAGACUGAAACCCAAAUAUCAUACAGAAACAUUCCUUAAUGUAAAUUGCAUGGAAGGAAAUGAAGCCAUUUAGGCACAUAGGGGUAGGGUUCCUUUCUAACUGCUUUCUUAGGUCUAGUAAAGUGUGUUUUCAGAAUCUGAGUUUAUUUUCUGCCCAUGCUCUUGCUUCCAUCUUUGUAGCAGCGGAGCCAUUAUCUUGUACCGGCUAAUAUCAACAAUACUCUUAUUAAAUACUCGCUCUCAACUUUUUGCUAAAGUUACUCAGAUUUGAUUAGCAUUUCCCAUAAUGACUCUCUAGAUUAGGUGUCCUGUGAAAGAUUUUAUGUGGCUCCGUUUAAUGCCAGGCCUGCAGCUAUAAUGCAAAAAUCUGCAAAAAAAAAAGUAUUAACGUUUACAUGUGCAAGAUCCUCCCAAAUUAUCCCGCAUCUUUCCUUUGCUAUUCUGUCUUCCUUUCGUGAAAAAUUACUGUAAAUACAUUUGAGUCUUGGUUUUAUGUGUGAACUGUGUUGUAAAAACCCUGGGUUAUAAGUAGAAAAAAGGAUAUAAAGGAUGUUCUUUACCUGCUGUUGUGUAUGCCUGCUUGUGAAUGAAUGUGUCACUUUAUUACAGAGCAAUAUUGAAGAAAAUACCUGAUCAUGUGUUACGAUUAUUCAUCACACUAAUAACACAUUUUUUAUGUAGGAUGUGAAAGAAAUGGGAUUGUCUAUGUUAAGUGGUUUAAAUACUGGUUGAGAUGCAAUCGGACUGAAUAUCAUCCAAUCUGGAGCAGGUUUGCUGAAACUCAAAGGCCAGACUAAACUUUUUUAAUACCGAUCAAAUUUGAUGGAAAUCACGUGCAGUUUUUCACUGAUAUAGAGUGAUUUUACAGAUGUGUGAAAGACAUGGGCUUGAGUCUCUAUCAUCAUCACAGUUCACCCUGUAAUGUAGCCUCUCCACUAUCAUGAGUCAUGACUACGAUCCAGAGCUUGUUCUCCGUUUCCUACAUUUUUUUGAUGUAUUUUUUAUUUUUGUGUGCUGAUCAUGCUUUCCAUUGUUUUUUAUUCGUUUUUUCUGGUAUCAAAGUGUAAUGUACAAGGAAAAAACACAAAUAUGCAGUCGUAAAUGUACUGUAUUUACCAAGGGGUUUGGUGUCAAAGUGUCCAGUGGUGAAAUUUACCAAAUCAACUGUCUAUGUUGUGAAAAUGACUGAACUUAAUAAAAAUAAAGGUUUGUGCUGUUUACUUGA